CGCUGCAUCCGAUCUUGUUAUCAGACAUAGUUUUGAAAACGUUUCUAAGACACCAUUUUAGAAAUACGAGCCCAAAACGGGUUUUUCGCCAGUACAAAAACCCUGAAUGUCCCAUUCUCAGCUCGAAAGCUACAGAAGGAAGAAGCAAAAAAUUAAUUUAGGGUUUUCUUGUAAAUUCUAUAACUUUGCAAAGAAAGGUCAUGUAGAGCUGGGAGACGUCUCAUUUUAAUCAGAAAUGUACGGGCUACAAUUAUGCCUGAUUAAAAAGGUUUAGGUUAUGUUUUAGAGUUUCUGAAAACCUGGUUUUUCAGAAAGCCUUUUUCUGCUACUAUGGCCCACCGUUUUUUUUACACUUUUAAGGACAUCAAACGAUAGCUCUUGAAAAGUUACAUCUAAUGACAAAUUUCCGAGUUGGUCCAAGACUUUCAUCCGCGCUGUUUUUGGUUAGUACUGGCGAAAAACCCGUUUUGGGCUCGUAUUUCUAAAAUGGUGUCUUAGAAACGUUUUCAAAACUAUGUCUGAUAACAAGAUCGGAUGCAGCGUAAAAUUCUGCGUCGAACGGUGUGCUUUUCUAAGUAUCCUGGAGAUCGUGGAUGGAGAAAUAAAAAUUAUAUGUGAUUUUGAGGAAUUUUGAAAAAAACGAGUAAUUUUAGGCUCUCGCCGAAGUAAAGGCAUUUUGUUCGUCCUAAUGUUAAUAUUCAUGAUCAGCAUCGUCGAUUACAUAUGUCUGGACGCUUUUAAUUGAAAAUGAAAAUAAAAAAUUUUCCAAAAAUCCUGAGGGGGACCACAGGCCUCAAAAACCUGACCGAGAGCUGUCGCGAAACUAAGUGUGAGGAAAUGUUCCUACGCAUGCCCUGACAACAUUCCAGUGCAAAAAAGCUGAAAAAUUUGGGGGCGGGAAAACGGCCUUAAUGGACCACGUCCUUUCGCUUUAUAUUACUGUUUCGGACACAGGGAGCAUUUGGGGGAUAUUUGAUGAUAAAUUGAAAGUGCGCUUUUUCAAGAUUUAAAUAGCGUUAUAUAUAGCACAUCGGUGACUGAUGUUUCCAAUAAUUAUUAGUGAACAGAAUAUAUUUCGUUUUGAAAAAAUUGUUUACCUUACUUUUCUAGAUUAGUCACAAAAUUUUUGCUUCGGAGUUACAGUUAGCCUUAUCGCUCGCUCUCGUCCUUAAAUCCGAUCAUAGUUGGAGAAAAGAAAAUUAAAAAAACAAAGUAUCAUCAACUUUUGGUCUACACGUUACAACGAACCUUCCUCCACCUAUCUCCACAUUGUUCAAUCGAUAUAUUAAAUUUUUGUUCCAUGAUUGAUUUAAAGCUCCUCUAUAUAUGUAGACAUUGAACGAACAUAAUGAUCUCUCUACUGUACUUUCUCUUUCUUUUAACCACGACAAAACUGUCUGAGUGAGUGCAAGCACUUUGACAUCGUUUAUACACUCUUAUGUAGCCAUAAUCUUCACAACAAUAAAUGUUUACUUAACUCUCCAACGUAUUAACUUAACGCUGUUUUUUGUUUCUCUUGCAUACACACACUUUUCGAGAAGAAAGUAAAAACAAUUCAGUGUAGAGAUAGUCAAAAUGAAAAAAAUCGUAGCGUUGAUUUAAGAUAAGCACAUUGAAUGUCUUUAUGAACAACAAUUUAUGAGUUAAUAGGUUAUCUCGCUUUUUCCAUGUUACAAUUAAUAAUUGACUAGCCAAGCUGCUGUAGAGAUUUUAAAAGUUUUGAUUUUAUUCAUAUCACCGACAGAACUUUAGGAAAAGUUUCCAGACAAAAUGGCGAAAAAAGAUGUCCAUGAGAAAAUGAAAUUAGUUUCUAAAUUUUUCCUAAACUUUUCGUAGUAUCUCUCGUUAAAAAUAGAAAAUCUUGGAGUUAUCGAGUGUGUUGAAUACGAAAAAGCACUUUUCCGCUACUCUCCAUGAACGUUAUUUUUCUGUGGGUGACAUAACAAUGUAUUACCUCGACCAUUUAGUCUGAUAUGAACUCUUCUCAAUUUUCAUGUAUGCAGAACUUUCGAUCAAGAUACUAAAUUUCUUCGAACCAUGUAGUUUACUAAUUACAUUUGCGAAAAAGUUCUUCCAACUAGCACUUUCAGACUGCAUCACUAUACUCUUCAAAUUUGGAGAUAUUUUUCUUCAGCCGAGUUUCUUUUUGAUGUGAUACUGGUUACUUUGUAUCAGCGACAUUUGACAAGAACGCCACUUUCUCUUCACCUUAAUAGCGUUUGUAUUAAUUUAUAAUUCUUCAUCGCACUGACUGAUACCAUCGAUUAAAGAUGUUUAGAUAUGUAAUGAAGUGAACGUUGUCGAACUGAAGUUAUACACCAGUGGAACACGUGCAUAUUUGAUUAUUCUUUCAUCACUAGACAAUCACAUCCCAGGUCAAAAACAACUGACAUUUAAUAGGACAUAAAUGGCCUGUUAAUGAAAUGGCUAACAACGGGGUUUCAGCAGGCUUUUAGUUUAGAAAAAAUAGUCAGUUAACAGGCACCAUUUAUUCUCCUUCUUCUGACCUUUAAUGAUGACGUAAAAACAAGCAAUUAAUUGUGUGUUAGUAAGGAUCAGAUUUAGAUAACCAUUAAAUGGCAUUUUAUUAUCAGUUUUAUGACUGUUAUAUUUAACGGACACUUAACGUUUACCGUUUAAUUCACCCUUUUGUUCUGCUGCCCUCACUACUAUAUAUCUCACGUUGUUUUCUCAUAGAAAAUAUAGACUUUUGUUCUUCCUCGAGUAUAUAAGUCAUCGAAACUUGUGUUGAGGAAGUAGCUACUGGUUCGAGGUAGGAUGCCAUACCUAUAGAACUGAAAAUGUUCAAAAAUUUGAAAAGUCAUUUAUUUUGUAGUAGCAAUUAGAAAGAAAUUGUCAUUAUCAACAGUCGGAUUCUUGACCAUAAACAGCCAAUAAUUACGCAAAAAUGACGAUUAAACGGUCACUAUUGAAUGCUGCUUGUUUUAGCCUGUUUCUUGGCCGUUAAAAAAAUGACACUUUUAGAUAUUAAUACGUUCCCAGUUAUAAUACCAAAAAAUGGUCAAAAAACUGUAUUAACCAGCUAAAAAAUGUCAUUUAAGAUACAUUUCGUGGGCUGUUAGUAGACAUCUAACAGACAAUAAAUUACACCGUUUUCAACAUCCUAAGUAUAAUUAAAAUGUUAUUUUUCGAUUUAUUUUAGGUAAAUCUGUUCAUUUUGAAGUCGAUUUUGCAUCAGUAGACUUUGUCCUCAAAAAUACUUCUUCGUCGUUUUAUCACACGACCCAAUCGGGUUUUCCAAAUUCAUUACAUGUGGCUAAACAAGAUAUAAUUUCAAAUGAAAAUGGUAUUCAUAUUAGAUCGGAAAAUGGGUUGAUUACGUUUUCACCGGUAUAUUCUGAACAAUUAAUAAACUGUACAUGGAAUCUAAAUCGAUGCCCGAAAGAAAUAUUCUUUAUAUGGUUUCUGUCAAUUGACAAUGAUGUUGUUAACGAUUUUCCAACCAUCAAAACGAUAUUCGCUCAAAAAUUUAGCAAUGAUUUAGCAAUACUUGUAACAUUAGCCAGUAAUACAAUUCUCCGAUUUGAUAUUUGGAUUAGCACCAAUCGAGUAUUACGAACAGAAUUAAAAUCGUUUCCAUUAUCUCAAAAAUUAUUAAUUAAACUUGCUUAUAGAAAAAAUGAAUCAUUAUCGUUGUUUUUAUUUGGAAGAUUAAUUGAUCAUACCAGUUUCCCGUUGUAUGAAGAACAAAAACAAAUUUGGACUGGAUUCUCGUCAUUUAGUUUUGGACGGUUCAGCUCUUUACCAAGUGCAAAAUUUCGUGUUUGGUCAUUAGCAUGGAAUUACGAUCAAACGAUAAACGGUUUUGAUUUAGACAUUGAACUAAAAGAAAAUGAUCUGUUUUUAUCGUUAUCUGUCUAUCACGUGACAACAAGAACGAUGAAACUUGAACAAAUUGUACACUGUAAAAAUUCUUCAUCUGAUUUAUUAAAUGAAAUAAGAAAUAAUAUGGAUAUAAAAAUAAUUGUUGCCAGUUUAUUUGAUAUAAAUAUUAUAAUACCAACUAUUAAACUCUAUGGUUUAGCAUCAAUUAAACAAGAAAAAAUAUCUAAUUUAAAAUUUUUACAUUUAAAUGGAUUAAAUUCAUCAGCUGAAUUUGAAAUUAAUAAUAAUUUACAAAUGGCUAUUAAAUUAAAUCAUACUAUUAUUCUUAAUAUUAUAUUUCGUCUUCAUUCUAAAUUAAAUGAUAUGACAAAUGGUUAUUUUUUAUUACAUGGUAAUGGUCUUGAACUUUAUUAUGAAUUAUUAACAUUAACAUUAACAAUUCGAUUUAUUGUGGCUAGUGAUAAUCAAACAUAUGAAUGUGUAUUAUCAAAUAUUACAACCACUUAUCAAUGGUAUACAUUAUUAAUUGAAUUUAAUAAUCAACAUGGUCUAAUUGUCUAUUUAAAUAAUAUUUUAAUUGAACAAAAUAAUCUAAAUCUUAAUAUAUAUUCUGUCUAUGAAAUAAUUAAUAGUAAUGAAAAAGAGAGUACAAAUAUUAUUUUAGCAAAAUCUAAAUAUGAUAAUAUGUAUAAAAAUAAUGCAAAAAUUGAUAUAAAAAGUUUAAUUAUUUUGGAUAUUAAUGAACAUGUUGAUCUAUUAUCAAUUGAAUCAAAUUUAUUGAAAUUAAGUCAAUCUUUUAUGAAUGAUAAUAAAGAAUGGAUAUUUGUUUGUCAUCAUACGGGACGUUCUGAUGGUGAUUUAUCAAAAAGUAUACCAAAAAAUAUUGGUGAAUAUCCAACACCAAAACAUUUAAGAAUUAAAUAUAUAACAGAUGAAGAAGAAUAUGCACCAUCUGAAUCAUUAUCGUUUGCUAUUCGGACAAAUCAAAAGGAAAAAACAAUUGUUAUAUCUUGUUACUCAUUUGAAAAUAAUGUCAACUAUUAUUUUGAACUAGAAAAUGGACGUCCAAAAAUAUUGUUUACACAUGAAAAUUGGCCAGAUAUUAUAUUAACGAGUACUUCUAAUUUGAAAUCACUUAAUGAUGAUCGGUGGCAUCGAAUUGGUAUUGAAAGAAUUGAUAGAAAGUUUCGAUUUGAAGUUGAUAAUAUUAUACAAUCAGAAGUUCAACUACCAGAUAUAUGGCAAAUAAAAUCCAAUAUUCUUGUUGGUGCUGAAUUAAUUCCCGCUCCUAAUGAAGAUUUUCAAGGAAAAAUUGGAGAUAUGGUUGUGGCUAAUAUGGGACGUUCAUUAGUAUUUCAAGAAGAAGCUAUUGAUCUUGAAGAUGAUUCUCCAAUUCAAACAUCAGCAGUGACAACUACCAUCACAACUACAAUUCCCAAAGACAAUAGAAUUUUUGUUCUUGUUGAUAUGGAUUCAGAAACGACAAUAUCAUUUAUAUCGAAUGAUAAUGAUGAAGUUUUUAUUCCCGGAAUAAAAUCGGAUUUUGAUUCAUUUUCAUUAACAUUUCAAACUUAUCUUAAUUCUACAAUCUUAGCUACUUUAAUUAAUGAACCAUACUUUAUCGGAUUAGAAAUUGAUAUUGAUGGAAUUCUAAAUUUAAUUGUACAUGAUCAUAUUAAUUCAACUAGUCGUUUACGAUUGACAAAAGUAAAUGAUGGUAAAGAAUAUACGAUAGAAUUAAGAAAUGAUCGUCGAAAACAAUCGGGUAUUAUCGAAGCUUGGUUAAAUGAACGUUCAAAACAAAAAAAUUUAAUUGAAAUAAAUAAUCCAUUUUAUAUAAAAGAUAUUAUUCUAGGUGGACGAUUAGGUAAUUAUCGUUUUACAGCACAUAAUAAAUUUAUCGGUUGUAUAAGUAAUCCAAAAUUAAAUUUGAUCAAAGUCAAUAUAGCAGAUGUAGCAAAAUCACGUCGUAAUUGUACUAAUACAUUCAUUAAUGUAACAACAAAACAACAACAACAACAUCGUGUCAUAGAUGAUUAUUAUGUUCAUGAAUCAAUAUCGUUUCGUGAACAAGAUCGACCAUUACCAUUUUUAUUUUCGGAUAAUGAUCAACGUGAAUUUAAAAUUUUAUCAUUAACAUUUGUUACCUUCGAACUAAACGGUAUUCUAUUUUCCUUAGCCGAUAAAUUGUAUGAUAAUUUCGUCACAUUAAGUAUACGUAAUGGCGUAUUAUAUGUAACAUUCGAUAAUCAUGUACACAAACGAUAUAUAUUUUCAUUGAAUCGAACAGUCAACGAUGGUAUUGAACAUCAAAUUAUAAUUAAAAAUAAUCAAGAAAAAGAUUAUAUAGAAUUGGAUAAAAUUAAAUAUUUUUUAUCCUUUAAUCUAGUUGUACCAUUUUAUUUGAAUUCAAUUUAUUUUGGACAAAUUGAUGGAUUUGCUAAACAACACUAUGAUUUAGAGGGAGAAAAUUUUGUUGGUUGUAUGAAAGACGUUUUAUUCAAUGAAAAACCAUUGAUAAGACGUGAUCAAAUUAAUGAUUUGUCAAGAUUAUCAACAUUAUGUAAAUUAACAUAUCGUCCAAGAAAAAAUGUUAUCUCCUAUGUUUCACCGGAUAUUAGUUUUUCCAUGAGAGAUCGGCGUGAUAUUAUCGAGUUAAAUGUCAAAGGUAAUGAUGAAUUUUACUAUUGUCAAUUACCAAUUAAAACAACAAACAAAAAUGCCGUAAUUAGUUCAAUGUAUUCAAAUGAAGAUAAUCGUGGUAUGGUAUUCUAUGUUAAAGAUGGAAAAUUUCAAUUAAAAUAUUAUCCACCGAACGGUAAAGCAAAAUUACUUUAUUCCGAUAAUUUGACAAUAAGCGAUGGAGUACAACAUCGUGUUAUUGUAACAAGAAAUGCAGAUAAUCCUACAGUCACAUCGCAAACGAAUAAUAUUAAUCACAUUAAUGAAAAUAUGUACGUUCAAAUUGAUAAACGUUCUGCAUUAAUUCCACUACCAGAACGAUCACCAUUAUUCUUUGAUGUUGUUACAAUUGGAGGUCCAUAUCGACAUAUCUAUGAUUCGGAUUAUUCUAAUGUUGGCACGUAUACAGGCUGUUUUGCUAAUAUCACCUAUAAUCGACAUCCAUUAUUACCCGAAGGUGUUUUAAAACCCGAUCGUUAUGAUUGUUUUUAUCAGUCAGGAAUGUUAUGUGAUCGUCAGAGACCAUGUAACCUACAGCCACCGUCAAUUCUACCACCUUCCAUAGUGCAGGCAUCACCAUCACUUACUCAAUUUUGUGGUCAGACAGAUUGUAGUAUGGUUUGUACUCCAAAACUAGUUGAUAUUGGUAGCACCGGUCUAGUUCGAUACAUUUCUCAAAUUGGUCCAGGACAACGAGAACAAAUCGAUUUUACCAUUUAUACAAAUUCACCAAAUUCAACAUUGUACAUAGCAAGAGAUGGUGUUACACAAGUAUCGAUUACAAUCGUGAAUUAUUCUCCAAAGUUUUUGAUUCAAAAUGGUCCGUCUGUUCAAACUUAUGAUUUUCCCGGUAAACUAACCAAUGCACAAUGGCAUGUUCUAAAAUGUCAAAAAGACAGAAAUUCGUUGAAUCUAACACUUGAUUAUCAAAGCAAAUAUUACGGCAACAUUGCAACGUAUUUCAGUUUAUUUGGCGACAGAAAAAUUCACAUUUGUGGAACUAAUUAUUAUGGUUAUGUUCAAGAUAUUAUGCUCUUGGCUGAUAGCCGUCGUGAGAAUGUAAUCCAAAAUUGCAUUCGAAAUCCAUCAUUAAUUGAAGCUGAUCCUGGUGUCGCUUGGAAUGUGCAUGCGCCAAUUCAAGCCCCAUGUGCAACGGUGAAUUGUCAAAAUGGAGGAUAUUGUAUUUCAGCACCAACAGGUCCAUUUUGUAAUUGUCCAACCUUUUAUACCGGAUUACGUUGUGAAUCACCAGUUUCUGUUGAUCCGUGUAUAUCAUAUCCCUGUGGCCAAGGCACCUGUCGUAAAGAUCGAAAUCAACAACCCUAUUGUGAAUGUUAUUCAGGAUAUACUGGUAGUCGAUGUGAAACACGCGAAGAUCCAUGUGCUCGUUUGACUUGUAAUAAUGGCCGAUGUGAAGCAGAUCGCGGAACUGCAUAUUGCCGUUGCUAUACUGGCUGGACUGGUCCCGACUGUGCAACACCAUCCGAUAUUUGUUCACGAACAAAUUGUAAUUAUGGUACAUGUAUAAAUGAACCAAAUGAUCAAUAUCGGUGCGAAUGUUCGGUUGGAUAUGAAGGCCGAAAUUGUGAACGUCAAGUUGACCCAUGUUUAACCCAUGCAUGUUACAAUCAGGGUGUAUGUAUCGUGCAGAAUGGUCAACCAUUAUGUCGUUGUACAUAUGGUUAUACCGGUCAUGAUUGUUCUCAGUUACAGGAUGUUGAUCCAUGUUUGAGAUAUGAUUGUUAUGGUGGCACGUGUCGAAAUGAAGGUGGAACUGCCCGAUGUAUUUGUCCAACAGGACGAUUUGGAAGUAAAUGUGAAGAUGAUGUUUGUCAAGUAUAUCCCUGUCUCAAUGGUGGACGUUGUAUUCCAGAGGGUCAUACCCGACGUUGUGAUUGUUAUCCACCAUAUCAGGGAGAAGAUUGUCGUGAGACACCACCUGUUGAUGCAUGUGUUGGAAUGAAUUGCAAUCACGGAGUAUGUCGAGGUGGUUAUUGCGAAUGCCCACGAGACUAUAGUGGACCCUAUUGUGACAUUCCUACUGACCUAUGUGCUGGUAUAAAUUGUGGAUAUUAUGGUGAUUGCCAAGAGGGACGAUGCAUUUGCCGAGAUGGAUAUAGUGGAGCGUACUGCGAUAUCCUACCAAUUCCAAUUCCAACCGAAGCACCUAAGCCAAAAACGACACUUCCCUCUCUGGCGGUAGGCAUACCUGUUCAACAGACAGGAGGACUAUUAAAAAAAAACGGACAAUUAAUUGAUUAUGGUCGGAUUGGUGGAGGUCGAGAAAAACACAUUGGUUUUAUAUUAGCGAUUGCGUCUGCGUUUAUGUUAUUGCCAUUGGCAGCUAUACUAGCGGCAAGAAAAUGUGCAGACGGAAUGUGUAUUCCAGGUGGUCCAGUAGGCUAUGUACCGAUUAAAAGAGGUGUAUCUGCAGUGAGUCAAACAGAUGGUGGACAAUUUCAAAAUAAUGCGUUAUAUGACGGUGGUCCACGAAAUGCUCGUGAUUUACAAUUGGUUGAUGAGCGUGAUGGAUUACUAAGAGGAGAUAAUGCCGCAGCAGCUGCAGCUGCAGGGAAAACCGAAACAGAAAGAAUCGAACGUAUACAUGAACGAAUUGUAGAAAGUGUUUAUCCAGAUCAAUAUGCUGGCGGUGUAUUUGCCUACCCGACAAUGUCAUCAUCAUCAAGAUUUGGAGAUUUUUCUCGUGAACAAGCUCAUCAGAGUGCAUCUUAUUCCGACAGAAGAGAACGAUUUGUUGACAGCGGUUAUGCCGGCGAUGGCCUUGUUUAUCAACCUCCGCCUAUCGGCGAUUUUGGAUUUGGUGUUCCUUACGGUGUACGAACUGGUGGAGGAAUGGACGGAUAUCGUGUUAAUGAAACAUUAGAAACAUGGGAAGGCGGCGCUGGAGGUUAUACAAUGGAUUCAAUGUUUGGUGGUGCUGGUGGUGAAAAUAUGACAACCGAUUAUGAAUUAAGUAAUAUCAAUACUGUCAGUAUGACGCCAAAUGGAAAAUAUGCGAUUGUUGGACAAUCACAGGGACCACCACAAAUAUGGGAUGCUGUGAAUGGUCAAUUGGUAUCGAGUUUACAAGGUUCAUGUAAUAAUUGUACCAAAGUCGCAUUAGCUUGUAAUGGCACUCUUCUAGUUGGCUUAGCCAGUGAUGGUCUCGAUGCUCAACCAUGCGUAUUACAAAUAUGGGAUGUAAAUACUGGUAAACCGGUUCAAUUGACUCAUCAAAUAAAAUGUGCAACAUUUACAUUAAGUAACAAUUCAAAUAGUUUAGUAAUGGCCGGUAAUCAAAAAUAUGGACGUGGUAUUUCUGUUGGAAUAUUAGAUUUAGGAAAUUCUGAAUUAAUAAAAGAAAUCAAAUCGGAUACUCAUCAGUCAUAUGGAAAUACACCAAGUUUUAUAUCUUUAACACCCGAUGAACGAUUUGCAGUUGUUGGAUGUCAAGCAUCCGGAAAUAUUACAAACUAUGUUAUAUUUGAUUUAACAACGAAUCAAGAAUUAGUACAACCAUUAUCGAUUGCUCUAGAUUGUGAUCCAAAAUGUUCAAUAGUAUUAAAUAAUGAACAAGUAUUAACUGGUACAAGAAAUGGUCAAUUAUUAUUAUGGGAUGUUGCAUCAUGUAAUCGUACUGGUUCAUUGACUGAGAAUGGACAACAACCACAUAGAGAUCGUAUAACUGAUGUAAAAUUAUCACCUGAUAAACAAUUUGUUGUUAGUGUAAGUGCUGAUGGCACCGGAAAAGUAUGGGAUACAAACACAAAAGAACUUGUGUCAAAAUUAUUAGGACAUAAACGAGAGAUUACAUGUGCAUGUAUAUCAACAAAUCAACUUGUAGCCACUGGAUCGAAAGAUCAAACGAUAUGUUUAUGGCGUUUACAAACAGGACAAAAUGCAUCGACCAUGCCGAUAAACAUGGUUCCUAUUGACUUACAUAUUGCUGCACAUAAUCGUACAAUAGUCGCUAUUGGAGAUAAUAACGAAAGACAAUUAUUAAUGUUAAGAAUUGUCGCUAUUCAACGAUAA
Didymodactylos carnosus is the source of this 10560-nucleotide messenger RNA. The record is from the annotation of a GenBank genome assembly. Lineage: Eukaryota; Metazoa; Rotifera; Eurotatoria; Philodinida; Philodinidae.